Laetiporus sulphureus 93-53 is the source of this 1488-nucleotide messenger RNA. RefSeq names its product MFS general substrate transporter. The transcript is spliced from 13 exons. The record is from RefSeq and is a predicted model, not a curated record. Lineage: Eukaryota; Fungi; Basidiomycota; Agaricomycetes; Polyporales; Laetiporaceae. Bases 255 to 1412 code for a protein of 385 amino acids. Gene Ontology annotation, cellular component: membrane.
CUGUCAAGGACCAUGCAUGGAGUGCCUCACAUGAACAUACUGAAUUUCUCGAACGCCAGGUUGACACAAAGUUGGGCUGCAGUGGCAUUAGCGGACCGGAGCCCGUUCAUGACAAAUUGAUCCUGUUCCCAUGAUCGCAAAUGACCUAAUGCACACUACAUAACUUAUAGAGACCGUUGACCUAUUCGUUGAAAGAGCGGUAUACUUUCAUUCUCCGAACAACUAUCCUCCGUACCUGGCCCGAGAGUCGAGACAUGGCUUUGAAGCAAGGUGACGCCAUAGAACUGGACAUCGUGGAGCAGCGCCGAGAAUUCGCUCGCUCGAGGACUUCCAUAUCAUCCGGGAAAGAUAGCCUGCGUGAGCUCGUGCACGAAACAGAGAAUCACGCUAGAGAGUCUGCCGCAGCACAGAGUGUAAAAUCAAAGCAAGAGGCGGUUUCGAGAGGUGCAAUCUCUGCGGUUAGAUUCCGGUCCUUCCGCCAGCAUAGCAAGGUCCACUUCGUCACGCUGUUAUACUCUUAUUUCUUGCAAGGCUUUAAUGAUGGCUCGCUGGGCCCGUUGCUCCCCCGCAUACAGCGACACUACGAUAUCGGAUUCGACAUCGCCUCCUUGCUAUUCAUUUGUAUGACACUGGGCUUCAUUGGCGGUGCAAUCAUGAACAUCUAUCUGAACGAACGUCUGGGUUUUGGCAAGGUUGUUGUAAUAGGCCUCGGAGCGUUUGUAUCCCCCCUAGUCGCGACUCACUUUGCUUUUGCCCGGCAUUGGUCAUUUCACUACGUCGUUGCAGCCAGCAUCGCGGCGAGCAAUAUCGUCGCGCUUGCGAUCAUUUUCCGUUUCCGUCAGCAGGCAGAGCUCAUGGAAGAGGCUGGACAGACGGUUCAAACGACGGAAGAAACGGCUGCUCCAGAGGGCAAUGUUUACCGGCAAAUCUUGCGUCGCGUAGAGAUCCACGUUCUGGCCAUAUUUUGCUUGAUAUAUGUCGGUGUCGAGGUAUCCAUUGGAGGUUGGAUUGUCACAUUCAUCGAGGACAAGCGCGAUGGAGGAGCAACCGCAGGCUACAUCUCAUCCGGUUUCUUUGGAGGUCUGAUGCUGGGCAGAAUUGCUCUAAUCUGGCUCAAUCGCAAGCUCGGCGAGCGUUUGUCGAUCAUUGUCUAUGGCCUGUCGGUCAUUGCAUUAGAGGUCACCGUCUGGGUAGUGCCUUCACUACUGGAGAAUGCAGUGGCAGCAUCGCUCCUAUAUAGCUGGUUCCGCUGUCCUGCCUUUGAUCGCAGGUCUCCUGGCUUCGAAAUUUGGUAUCGGAACUCUCCAACCUCUUGUUGUUUCGAUGACGUCGACUAUGAUUGUCAUAUGGAUUCUAGUUCCACGACCGCGUCGCGUGGAGUAGUUUGCGAGCUCAUGAAUGCCACUGUCUGAUCUAUGACUACUGGCUUUGUAAAUAUAGAAUGGCGUUGCAAUGUAAAGCGCAAUAGAAUAGUACGAAGAGUAGUUC